AACGACAAAGCAGUCAUGGUAUCACCUAGCAGAACAUAUUACUCUCCUGAGAAAUGUAGACUGAGGAAAAGAAUAACAUUUUUGAAACAGCAUUAUAAAAAGAAAAUGCGAAACUUACAACAAAAUGUGCGUCGAAAAGCUAAUCGGAUAACAACGUUAAAAUGUUUAUUGAAUACAUUAAAACAAAAAAAUUUACUAAAUAAUGAAGAAGCUGAUAUUCUAGAAACUUUGGAUGAAUCGAAUGGUAAACUUUUUAAACAAUUAAUAAAGCAGAAAAACAAAUGUUUGCCUAGAAAAUAUGAUGAGCAAUUGCGCACUUUUGCUUUAACUAUACAUUAUUAUUCUCCACGUGCAUAUGAAUAUGUUCGCUCUAAAUUUAAUUCUUGCUUGCUACAUGUAAAAACUAUUGCUAAAUGGUAUCAUAGCAUUGAAGGAAAACCUGGUAUUAGUUCGGAAGCAUUGAAUUGUAUUAAGCAACGUGUAAAAAGUACAGAUUAUCCAUUAGUAGGAUCCUUAAUUUUUGAUGAAAUGGCAAUUCGACAGCAUGUGGAAUAUGAUGGUUCAAAAUUUUGUGGUUAAGUUGAUAUGGGUGAUUAUAUUGCAUGUGAUAAUACUGUUAUUGCAACUGAAGCCUUAGUUUUUACUAUUGUAUGCAUUAAUUCUGCAUGGAAAAUCCCUAUAGCAUAUUUUUUUAUAAACAAACUAACUGCCGAGCAAAAAAGAAACCUUACGCUACAAUGCAUUUCCGCAAUUCAUAAUACUGGCUUGAGAGUGGUGUCUGUUACUUGUGACGGAACAAGUACAAAUUUUAGUUUAUUUAAGCUUCUUGGGUGUAAUUUUGAUAAUGUUACAUCAUUACAGACAUCAUUUCCACAUCCUGACACAGGGGAAGAAAUUUUCACAUUUCCGGAUCCCUGCCAUAUGUUGAAGUUAGUACGUAAUGUUUUUGGAGAUGUUAAAAACAUUAUUGAUGGUAAUGAUCAAUCUGUUAAUUGGUCAGAUAUAGUUAAAUUGCAUGAACUUCAAGAAAAUGAAGGUAUGCAUUUGGGAAAUAAAUUAAGAAGUGCUCACAUUCAUUAUCACAAGCAGAAAAUGAAAGUAAAAUUAGCAUCACAAAUUUUUAGUACAUCUCUAGCAAAUGCACUUUCUUUUUGUAAAGACAAUUUAAAAUUAAAAGAGUUUCAAUUUUGUCAAGGAACAAUUCAAUUUUUGCGAGUUUUUAAUGAUUUAUUUGAUAUUUUGAACUCAAAAAGUAUGAAACAAAGAGAAUUUAAGCAACCUUUAAACAUGCAAAAUAUAAAAUUAAUAACAAAUAAAUUAAAUGAAAUUAAGUUAUAUAUUUUAUCUUUAAAAACAAAUAAUGGUCAAUUUUUAAUUA
Molecule: messenger RNA, 1378 nt
Organism: Solenopsis invicta (red fire ant)
Lineage: Eukaryota; Metazoa; Arthropoda; Insecta; Hymenoptera; Formicidae
Exons: 1
Source: RefSeq, a predicted model, not a curated record